Capsicum annuum is the source of this 2310-nucleotide messenger RNA. Its product is annotated as histone acetyltransferase HAC1-like. Gene Ontology annotation, biological process: positive regulation of transcription by RNA polymerase II. NCBI's taxonomy places the organism in Eukaryota, Viridiplantae, Streptophyta, Magnoliopsida, Solanales, Solanaceae. Gene Ontology annotation, molecular function: chromatin DNA binding; transcription coactivator activity; zinc ion binding. Gene Ontology annotation, cellular component: transcription regulator complex; histone acetyltransferase complex. The record is from RefSeq and is a predicted model, not a curated record.
AUGAUGGAACUUUUUAUCCCAGAGCAGGCCCGAGAGCACAUUAAAGGUCUUAGGCAAUCGAUAGGCCAGAGCAAACCAAAAGCAGAAAAAGAUCGAGGAAUGGAGAAUUCUAUGAGUGAAAAAUCUUGUCAAUUAUGUGCAGUUGAUAAGCUAAAUUUUGAACCUCCACCCAUAUAUUGUACUCCAUGUGGUGCUCGUAUUAAACGUAAUGCGACGUAUUAUACCAUUGGAGCAGAUGAUAAUGAGGCCAGUGGAGACACCAUCAUUGUUGAUGGAACCACCGUUCCAAAGGCGAGGAUGGAGAAAAAGAGAAAUGAUGAAGUGACUGAAGAAUGGCGGGUGCAAUGUGAUAAGUGUGAAGCUUGGCAACAUCAGAUUUGCGCUUUAUUUAAUGGUAGAAGGAAUAGUUGUGGGCAAGCUGAGUAUACCUGUCCCAAUUGCUAUAUAGCAGAAGUUGAAAGAGGUGAACGCAAGCCCUUACCACAAAGUGUUGUUCUUGGAGAAAAAGACCUGACUCAAAAUAUACUCAGUGAUCACAUUGAGAAACGAUUAGCUAGUAGUUUCAAGGAGGAACGUGAAAAAAGAGCAAAGCAUGAAGGAAAAGGUUAUGAUGAGGUUCCUGGAGCAGAAGGACUUGUUGUAAGAGUUGUGUCAUCAGUGGACAAGAAGUUAGAAGUGAAAUCAUGGGUUCUUGAUAUAUUUAAGGAAGAGAAUUAUCCACUGGAGUUCCCGUAUAAAUCAAAGGUACCUUCAUUGUUAUUGUUAUUUCAGAGAAUUGAAAGUGUGGAGGUGUGCCUCUUUGGCAUGUAUGUUCAUGAAUUUGGAUCUGAAUGCGCACAGCCAAAUCAUCGCCGUGUUCAUCUCUCGCUUCUAGAUUCUGUUAAAUAUUUCAGGCCAGAGAUCAAAACAGUGUCUGUAGAGGCUCUCCGAACAUUUGUGUACCAUGAGAUUUUGAUUGGAUAUCUAGAAUUUUGCAAAAAGCGUGGUUUUGCGAGUUGUUAUAUUUGGGUUUCUCCUCCACAGAAGGGUGACGAUUAUAUAUUAUAUUUCCAUCCCGAAAUUCAGAAGACCCCAAAAUCCGGCAAACUCAGAGAGUGGUAUUUAUCAAUGUUAAGAAAAGCUGAGGAAAAUAUAGUUGUUGAGCUCACUAAUUUAUACAACCAUUUCUUCAAAUCCAUGGGCGAAUGUAAAACAAAGGUUACUGCAGCUCGUCUGCCUUAUUUUUACGAUGACUAUUGGCCUGUUGCUGCAGAGGAUAUUAUUUGCCAACUUCAGCAGGAAGUGGAUGAGAGAAAGAAACAUAAGAAGGGAAUUAUAAGGAAGAUCAUAACAAAAAUAGCUCUGAAAGCAUCUGGUCAAUUUGAUCUUUCCGGCAAUGCAUCAAAGGAUCUGCGUCUAAUGCACAAACUCGGUGAAACGAUUUCUCCAAUGAAGGAGGAUUUUAUUAUGGUUCAUUUACAGAAGGCAUGCAGCCAUUGUCACAUUCUAAUGGUUUCUGGAAAUCAUUGGGAGUGCAAGCAAUGCGAGAAGUUUCAGCUUUGUGACAAGUGCUAUGAAACUGAGCAAAAACUUGAAGAUAUAGAAAGACAUCCUAUUAAUCAAAAGGAAAAGCACACACUUUAUCAAAGUGAAAUCAAGGAGGUACCUCAUGACACCAAGGAUGAAGAUGAAAUUCUCGAGAGUGAGUUUUUUGAUACAAGACAGGAUUUUUGGAGCCUUUGUCAGGAAAGCCAUUACCAAUAUGAUACCCUGAGGCAUGCAAAACACUCCUCGAUGAUGGUCCUUUGCCACCUUCAUAAUCCCACUGCACCAGUAUUUUGCGACAUUUGUUACCUUGAUAUAGAAGCUGGUCAAGGUUGGCGAUGUGAAGUUUGCGCAGAUUAUGAUGUUUGCAAUGCUUGUUACCAAAAAGAUGGUGGAAUCAAUCAUCCUCAUAAGUUGACUAAUCAUCCAUCCUCGGCUGAUUGUGAUGCACAAAAUAAAGAAGCUAGGCAACCACUAGUUUUGCAGGUUGAGACUCAUAAAAAAAUCGAAGAUGCAGAAAGAUAUCCUAUCAAUCAAACGGACAAGCACAAACUUUUUCAAGGUUACCAAUGUGAAGUUUGCACAGAUUUGGCUGACGCCGAAGUGAAGAAAGAAAAUUUUCUGUUACUUGGGGCUUUUAUUCUACUAAUUGUGGCUAUUAUUAUUCUAUUAACUGCUAUUUUAUUUAAAGCUUCUUGUCGCUUUCCCCGCUUCAUUGCCAAGGCUAAUAACAUCUAUCGCUGUGAUAUAAGAGAUUCAACUAUCACUCAUCAUUCAUAUUAUUAA